Messenger RNA from Amyelois transitella, 1065 nucleotides. RefSeq names its product carbonyl reductase [NADPH] 3. The transcript has a single exon. The record is from RefSeq and is a predicted model, not a curated record. Gene Ontology annotation, molecular function: carbonyl reductase (NADPH) activity. NCBI's taxonomy places the organism in Eukaryota, Metazoa, Arthropoda, Insecta, Lepidoptera, Pyralidae. Bases 135 to 968 code for a protein of 277 amino acids.
AAUGACCGGGCGACCGAGAAGUGGGUGCUCAACUCAAGUCAAAUCAACUAAGAUGUCAGUGGGUUUGGUGGUAAAUAUUUCAUUAUUUUUACAACGCAUGUAGUAUUUUUUAUUAAUUUAAAUUUGUAAAUUUUAUGUAUAAAAUGGAAACCAAAGUAGCUAUAGUAACAGGAAGUAACAGAGGCAUUGGGUUCGAGAUUGUUAAAGGAUUAUGUCAGAAAUUUGAUGGUGCUGUGUACCUCACAUCUAGAAACGAGGAAAGAGGACGAAAAGCUGUGAAGAAACUUGAAGAGUUAGGCCUCCGACCUUUGUUCCACAUCUUAGAUGUCACAAGUGAAGAGAGCAUUCAGGAAUUUGGGGCAUACAUUUCAGCUCAUCACUCUGGAAUUGAUGUGUUUGUGAAUAACGCCGGUAUAUUGGAUUUUGAUAAGGCAGUUUCUUCAUAUGAAGACGCUAAUAAACUUAUCAAUACAAAUUUUAUGAGCCUUUUGACUAUAUCCAAAGUACUAUAUCCAUUGUUGAAGAAUGAUGCACGUAUUAUCAAUAUAAGCAGUGAUUGGGGUUUGUUAUCUAAUAUAAGAAAGCAGAUAUGGCUAGAUACGUUAGUCAAGGAUGACCUUACUAUUGAAGAAAUACUACAGUUUGUAACUGAUUUCCUUCAAGCUGUUAAAAAUGGCAAGGGUGCAAUGGUUUCAUUUGCGGGACACUUCGGAGAUUAUAAAGUUUCAAAAGUAGCUAUGUCUGCACUUACAUUUGUGCAGCAACGGCAGUUUAAGGAACAAGGAAAAGAUAUAUCAAUAAACUGUGUACAUCCAGGUUUUGUAAAGACCGAUAUGACUAAAGGCAUGGGAGAUUUUUCACCAGAACGUGGAGCAAGAGCCCCGUUAUACUUGGCACUGGAGGCCCCACAAACACUUAAGGGCACAUUUGUUUGGCACGACUGUCAUCAAGUGAACUGGGAUGAUUAAAUGAUGAAAUUGAUAAACUUUUGUGUAAAGCUCUGUUAAUCCUGUGAUAACAGUGUCAACCACACUUUAAAAUGUAAUAUAUUAUCUUUUACUGUGA